ACUACUUCGUGGUGACCGCGUCCAGACACGCAUGCGCAAGAAGACGUCCCUGCGAACAACACUCAGUGCGUAAUCUACGAUGUAGCUCUGGCGACUUUGGGACGGCGCAAAAAUGUUUCGUUCCGUUGCACUUACUCGCAAUGUUCCUCAGGGACUACUGUCCCUGGUGUGUAACAAUGUGGCAGCUACAGGAUACACCGCUGCUGCCAAGACUCAGGUUAAACACAUGGCCACAGAGUCAUCCGUGCAGGAGACAAAGUUUCCAUUGCCAGAGAAACCCAAAGUCGAGCCUUACAGUCCCUUUCAGAAUACCAAUAAUAUGGCAGAAUAUGCCCUAGCCAGAGUGGAUGAUUUGUUGAAUUGGGGACGCAAAGGAUCACUGUGGCCGAUGACUUUUGGUUUAGCCUGUUGUGCAGUGGAGAUGAUGCAUAUAGCAGCACCGAGAUAUGAUAUGGACAGAUUCGGUGUUGUAUUCCGUGCUUCUCCUCGUCAAUCAGACUGUAUCAUAGUUGCUGGUACAUUGACGAAUAAAAUGGCAUCUGCUUUAAGAAAGAUCUAUGAUCAGAUGCCUGAGCCACGAUGGGUCAUCUCAAUGGGCAGUUGUGCAAAUGGAGGCGGAUAUUAUCAUUAUAGCUACUCUGUGGUUAGAGGUUGUGACAGGAUUAUACCUGUGGACAUUUACGUGCCUGGUUGUCCCCCAACGGCUGAGGCAUUAUUGUAUGGAGUUCUCCAAUUACAGAAGAAAAUAAAACGAAUGCAAAAUGUGCAAGUCUGGUACAGAUCGUAAUAUAUAAUAUAUAUGUUUGUAGCAAUUUGUGUAUAGGCUACUUAAAAGCUGUAAACUAAGUGACAUAAUUAUGUGGUAGAUAUACAAUAAGUCAUGAGAAUGUGAUUGACCAAAUAAAUCGCAUUUGAGAAAAUAAACUUUGUUCCAUAUCGA
Messenger RNA from Harpegnathos saltator (Jerdon's jumping ant), 940 nucleotides. RefSeq names its product NADH-quinone oxidoreductase subunit B 2. The transcript has 3 exons. Gene Ontology annotation, biological process: mitochondrial respiratory chain complex I assembly; electron transport coupled proton transport; aerobic respiration. Gene Ontology annotation, molecular function: quinone binding; NADH dehydrogenase (ubiquinone) activity; 4 iron, 4 sulfur cluster binding. The record is from RefSeq and is a predicted model, not a curated record. NCBI's taxonomy places the organism in Eukaryota, Metazoa, Arthropoda, Insecta, Hymenoptera, Formicidae. Gene Ontology annotation, cellular component: respiratory chain complex I. The coding region runs from base 113 to 787 and encodes 224 amino acids.